GCCGCGACCCUCCGCUGGCGGCCGACCGCGUCCCAUCGGGCGCCGCGCGGGGCGGCGCAGGUCGGUGCAGGGUCAGCCGGUCAGGCGCGCGGCGGCUCCGGCCCGGGCGGGCGCAGGAUGUAUACGCUGCUGUCGGGGCUGUACAAGUACGUGUUCCAGAAGGACGAGUACUGCAUCCUCAUUCUGGGCCUGGACAAUGCCGGGAAGACGACCUUCCUGGAGCAAUCAAAAACCCGGUUCAGCAAGAACUACAAGGGGAUGAGUCUCUCCAAGAUCACCACCACCGUGGGUCUGAACAUCGGCACCGUGGAUGUGGGCAAGGCUCGGCUCAUGUUCUGGGACUUAGGGGGGCAGGAGGAGCUGCAGUCUCUGUGGGACAAGUACUACGCAGAGUGCCACGGCGUCAUCUACGUCAUCGACUCCACGGACGAGGAGCGGCUGUCGGAGUCCCAGCGAGCCUUUGAGAAGAUGGUCACGAGCGAGGCCCUGGACGGCGUCCCCAUCCUGGUGCUGGCCAACAAGCAGGACGUGGAGACUUGCCUCUCCAUCCCGGACAUCAAGACCGCCUUCAGCGACUGCACCUCGAAGAUCGGCCGGCGGGACUGCCUGACCCAAGCCUGCUCGGCCCUCACGGGCAAGGGGGUGCGCGAGGGCAUCGAGUGGAUAGUGAAGUGUGUCGUGCGGAAUGUGCACCGGCCGCCGCGGCAGAGGGACAUCACGUAGGAGUGGCCAGCGCCCAGCGCGCCUGCAGGCCCGGGCCACCGACCCCGGGCACGGAGCUGGCUUUGCCUUUUGCCUUUGGGCUUUUCAUGUGCUGUUUCUUCUCUAAGACAAACUAUUUUCUGUGUCCUGAAAA
Messenger RNA from Pteronotus mesoamericanus, 856 nucleotides. RefSeq names its product ADP ribosylation factor related protein 1 (gene ARFRP1). Gene Ontology annotation, biological process: protein localization to Golgi apparatus; intracellular protein transport; Golgi to plasma membrane protein transport. The record is from RefSeq and is a predicted model, not a curated record. Gene Ontology annotation, molecular function: GTPase activity; GTP binding. Lineage: Eukaryota; Metazoa; Chordata; Mammalia; Chiroptera; Mormoopidae. The transcript has 8 exons. Bases 118 to 723 code for a protein of 201 amino acids. Gene Ontology annotation, cellular component: Golgi apparatus.